AUGUUAUUUAUAUUUUUGAUCGUAACUUAAGUGUAUUGUUAAGAUAUAUGUAGAUAACUUAACACUUAUGAAACAUGUAUAGGAUCUAAAACUGAAUAUUGUAUAAUAAUUAGAUUUAGUUAAUUUAGGUUAAUGGUAUCCACAUUAGCGAUAUUGUAGAAAAUCAGAUGAUUUAAUGUAGGGAUGUGAUUAAAAUCUUAGUGUUAAAUUAUGUACUAGAUAGAUAAGUACAUAAAUGGCUACAUAGGCAUUAUGUAUAUUUGAUUCUAUAUGUCAUAAAAUCAAUGAUAUUACUAAAGCAAAAUGCAAUCAAAGUUUAAACAAAUAUGGUUGCAUAGGUAUUACAAAUCCACAAUAACUUUGUAAAUGGGAGGAUAGAAAGUGUAAGUAUUUAUCAGAUGAAGAAAUUGCAAAUUUGAAUACAAAUUUUCCAAAUUUAAUUUUAAGUAUGUCUGUAUGUCCUCUAAUUACUGGGCAUUUGAUAGCUCAUAGUAAUGUUUUAGAUAGUUUAUCAUCUAGUGAUAUAACAGAUUAUGGUUUAUUGGCAUAAUUGGAUGAUAUGUUAGAUGAGUAAAAAAGUUAUGAUGAAGGGAAUUUAUAAAAUAAUUACUUAAAUUCAUAAGGAUAAUUCAUUUGGUAUGUUCCAUAGAAACAAUCUUAAUUUAAUUUAUUGAAUUUAUAAAUAAAUGAUUAGAGUAGAGUAGGAUGUAUAGGUUUAGAUAUAUCUGAUGAUUAAAUGUUUAAAACACUCUUUAAUAUAGAUGAUUAAAAAGUAAUUAAUGGUGUUAAUUAAAUAUUUUGUUAAUAUAUUAAUAUAAAUCCAUUUAAUGAUAAAAUGAGUGUUUUUGUUAAUAAUAAAUGUGAAAUAAUUAAUUUUGAAGAAGUGGAAUAAAGAACAGAUUUAAAAUGUGAGAAUUUAGGAAGAUAUGCUUGUUAAACUAGUCCUAAGAAUAUGGAUUGUUAAGUAGUAUAACCAAUAAAUCAUUAUGAGAAAUCAUGUAUAUAAGUUUAGACUCAAUCAGUAAAUGUAGAUUGUGAACCUCUUAAUGGAAUUGCAACACAUAAUUAAUGUAGUUAAAGUUCAAAAUAUUGUUUUCUGUAUUUUAAUGGUAAAGAAGGAUAUUGUGAUGGAGGUUGUUAUAAUUUAAUAACAAAAAAUGAUUGUUUUAAGAAAUCAAAUUGUUAUUGGAUUGAUGAAGAAUAGAAUUUUCUUGUAUAAUGUAGUCCAUUAUAAGGAUGUACUUAAAUGGGAUUGAGUAGAAUCUAUUGUGAGAAUUUAGCACUUCCUUGUAUUUGGGUGGAUAAUCAAUGCAAAAAUGGAGAUUUAAGAAUAUUGACUUGUUCAGAAGCCAAUACAAAAUAUAGUUGUACUCAUGUAUAAAGAUAAGAUUAACUAUGUAUUUGGUAUAAUAAUAUGUGUAUAAAUACUAUAACACAUUUAAUUUUCAAAAAUUAUUCAUAAUUACCUGAAAAUUUAAUUAGAAAUAGAAAUCAAUGUCUUAUGCAAGAUAAAGGAUCAUAUAGAUUUGAUGAAAUUACAAAAUAAUGUUAUAGAGAUUACAUUUUAGAUACAUAAGAUCUAUCAAACAUUAACAAAUAUUUUUGUUUAUCUUUAUAAUUAAAUUCUUAAUGGAAUUAUGAACAAUAGAAAUGUUAAAUAAUAUAACCACUUGAAUAUUGUGAUAAUAGAAUGAAUAUUAAUCCUAAAUUAUGUUCAUAUUCACCAAAUUGUAUCUAUGAUGAAAUCAAAUAGAGUUGUACUUAAUUAAGUGGUUCAAUAUCCUGUAAUACUAUAGGUCUAACUAAAACUCUUUGUAUAUCUAAUCUAAAUGAAUUUUGUGCAUGGAUCAAUAAUUCUUGUCAAACUAUUAAAAUAUUUGAUAAUUGUGUAUAAUUAGUAAAUGUAUCACCUUAUUCAUGUUCUAUGAUAGAUAUUGAACCAUGUUCUUAUCAUAAUGGAUACUGUAUUGCCACUAUUAACAACAAUAAUUAAUGUUAAUAAUUUAUGAAUAAAGUUUAAUGUUAAAAAUAAUAGAGUGAAUGUUAUUAUGAUUUAAUGGAUUGCAAAUAAAUUGAUAAUCCUACUUUAUAUUCAACAUUAAAUUGUAAUGGAUUAACAUAAACUGUGUGUAUAAAGAAUCAAAAAUAACCAUGUAUUUGGUAUGAAAAUUAAUGUUAAUUGUAUAAACUUUAAUAUUUUGAUGUUUGUGAUAACUCAGUUAAUGAAAAAGCUUGUUAAUAAAAAAUACAUAAUGGUAAAUUAAGUAGUUAACAUUUUUGUGAAUAUGAUACAGUUUUAAAAAAGUGUUUAAAAAACACUAAUACCAUUGUUGACUGUGGAUCAAACUUAAAAAUCAAUCUACAUAGAUGUGUCUCCUUUACUCAAUCAGAUUGUUAUUUUUAUAAUCAUCAGUGUAAGUAAUUAUCUACUGAUUCUAAUUAUAAAGAUUUAUAGUUAAGUACACUUAAAUGUUCAUAAGUUAAUACUAAUAUUUGUUAAAAAAUUAAAACUCCAGAUUAAAUAUGCAUUAUUCUUAAUCAAGGAACAUUUAGUACUUGUAUAGAUAUUUCUCUUACUUAAUAAUAUGCUAAUUUAUAUACAUGUUUAGAAAUUAAUACUAAUUUGAAUGGAAGUCCUAGUAUUUGCAGUUUAGCAACUGAUAAUUGUUAUUAUGAUUCUGUUGAUAAUAUAUGCAAAAUUUAAACUGAUACAAAUAUUAUUUAUAAAUGUGAUGAUUUGAUUAGUAAAUCCUUAUGUUUAACAUAGACUAAAUAUUAAUGUAUCUUUACAAAAAAUAAAUGCAAAUAUUAUAAUAAUUCAUAUAAUAAUAUUGAUUGUUAAUUCAGAAAUAUAUACAGUUGUGAAACCAGUGGAAAGAAUUGUCGUUGGAACUCAAUUGAUAAAAUAUGUGAAGAUUCACCAAAUUAUUGUCCUCUUACUUAUAUUUAAAGUCAUAAAGUAUGUCAAAAUGGAAGGGGAUAUUGUUUUAAUGGGGUUAAUGGAUGUAUCUUAUAAGAAUUACAUAAAGAGUUACCUUGUAACAUUGCCUUAAGUUAAUAAUUAUGUGUUAGUUAAAAUCAUUUAUGUUUAUGGAUAAAUAAUAAAUGUUCUUUUUAUCCUUCUCAUAUUAAGUAUUGUUAUUAAUUGUAGACUUAAUAAGAGUGUCUCUCAAUUCAACAUCUUAGUUGUGUUUUUUAUAAAUCUUAAUGUUUAGAAGAUAGUACUUUAAAUUAGAUAUCUGAUUAUUAUGAUGCUGAAUCAUAUUAAUAUUGUUUUAAUAUGUAAAUGAAUUUAUAUUCUAAUUCUUAAUAAUGUAUUUAAGUAUUAGGGAAUUUAGAGCAUCAAUAAAAUGAUAUUGAAAAUACUUUUAAUAUGUAAUGUUAGUAAACAUCUAGUAUGAUUACUUGUAUUCAUUAAAGAUCUUCAAAAUGUACUUUUAAUCAAUAGAAAUGUAUAACAAGUACUUUAACAUCUUGUAUCUAAGAAGAGGGUAUAUUCCAUUCUCCAUAAACUUGUUUAUCAAUACCUAACUGUUUUUGGUAUUCUAAUAAAGUCGGAUAAGGAUUUUGUUAUUAAAAUCAAUUAAGUUGUGAUAAUAUCUAAUUAAAAUCAUUAUGUCUGAGUGAUUUUGGACACAAUUGUAAAUAUGAGAGUAAUAAAUGUUAAAAUGCUAUUUUUACAGAUUGUGAUUAAAUUCAAAAUAUUUAGGUAAAUUAUAAAGUCUGUUAAUAAUUGCAACCUAAUUGUUUUUACGAUUUUGAAAAUAAUUUAUGUAAAAAAGUUAAUAGAAAGAUAGUAGAAUGUACAGAUGCAUUGAAUUUUUAUGAUUGUGUAUAUGCUUAUAAAAAGAAUUGUUUAGUACAAUAUGAUAUUGAUAAUAAAUAUGUAUCAUGUCAAAGCAUAAGUCCUAACUCAUUUAAUGCAAAUAAUAACCUAAAUUCUUGUAUGGAAUUAACUGUUAAUCCAUAUAAAUAUAAUUUAAAAACUUAUACUUGUGUUAUUGUGAAUAAUGAAUAGGAAAUUGAAGGUUGUUCAAAUAUUAAUCAAAUUUCCUGUCUAAAAUUAACUAAAUAAUUUUAAUGUAUUUGGUAUAAUAGUAUUUGUUAAUAAUAUUAAUUACAAGAUGACUUAGAAUGUAACCAAUUAAACUAUUAAGUUUGUUUAAUUUAAAGCUUGAAAUAAUGCAUAUGGUUAAAUGAUGAAUGUGUAGUAUUUAACAAUCAAAGUGAUCCUGGUAUACUAUAUUCAUAAGGUUAUUGUUAAGGAAAGAGUGAAUAUUGGAAUAGUUUGAGUAAUAGCUGUUUUCCAAAGAAUAGUGAUUUAGUGAUAAUUUAAUGUGAUAAUUUUGGAUUGGAUAAAUAAUCUUGUCUAAAUUAAAAUUAUAUUGAAUGCUAUUGGAAUCUUUAAAAAUGUACAUCAAUAAUCAAUAAAGUCAAUCUUACAUGUGAUAAUAUUUCAAAUUAUAAUUGUGAUACUGAUUUUAAUUGUAGAUGGAAUACAGGUGCAAAUGAAUGUUAGGAUUAUUCUGAUACUAAUUUAGAGUGUUCUGAUUAUACAUAUCAUAGUUGUAUAGAAAUAAGUAAUAAAAAUUGUUUGUUUAAUUAUUCAUAAAAUAAAUGUUAGGAAAUAUAGAUAAAUUCAAUAGUCUUAUAAAAUUGUAAUGAAUACUUAAGUUUUCAAUUAUGUAGACUUGUAAAAAACAAGAUUUGUACUAUUUAUGAUAAAGUGUGUUAAGAAUGGACUCCACGAUUAUUUGAUUGUAUGUAUAUCUAAAAUCAAUAUGGUUGUAUGUAUGCUCCAAUGGCAUGUUAAUGGUUAAAUAAUUAAUGUUAAUAUAUUGAUCUAGAAAAUAAGGUUUUAUGUAAAGAUUUACCAAAAUCCUAUAAUAAAAGGAGUUGUCAAUAAUAAAGUAUUGAUGAUUGUGAAUUUGAUGAUAUUUAAUUAUAAUGUUCUUAGAAGAUAAUAAGAAUGGAAGAUAUUAAUAAUGUUCAUUUAGGAAAUAUGUUGGAUACUAAUCUUUAUUUAUGUGAAGAUUAAUUGAAUUAUAAUGAUUGUAUAAGCAAUUUUAAAUAAUAAUGUUAAUGGUUAAAUGAUGAAUGUGUUUAAAGUGAUUUAAAUUAAUGUAUGAAUCAAAGUUACUUGAGUUGUUUGAAUAAUAAAUCAAAUUGUAAAUGGAGAAAUAAGAGAUGUUAUUAAUUUGAUAAUAAUGAGAAUAUAGAAGAAAUUCCAAUACUUAUUAGUCCAACAGUUUGUAGUAUAUUCAUAAGUGAUAAAAAACUCAAAUAUUCUGAAACUGUAUUUUCAUGUAUUUUAAGUGAUUCUGAAAUUGAUGAUUGUGAUACUAUUGGUCUUAAUGAUAAUGCUUGUUAUAAUAUUAAGAAAUCUAAAUGUAAAUUUACAAACAAUAUUUGUUCAUUUUAUUAAUUAGAUGUUUAAUAUUCAAAUUGUUCAUAAUAUAAGAAUAUUAAUUCAAAAGUAUGUUCAAGUUUAUAGAUUUCAUGUAAAUAUGAUGAAUCAUUAUAUUAAUGUGUAUCUGCAACUAAUACAGAUUUCUGUACUACCAAAGGUCUAUCUAAGAAAGCUUGUUUAUCAAUAACAACAGAACCUUGUUAUUGGAAUAAUGAUAUAUGUUCUCUAUUUAUUGCUGAUUAAAAUAUUAAUUAAUGUGAUAACUACACAUAAACAAAUAGUCUAGCUUGUUAAUAUAUAGAUUAUUAAUAAUAGACUUGUACUUAUGAUAUUAUAAAUCAUGUUUGUACUAAUAUUUACAAUAGAUUUUAAAAAUGUACAUAACCAGGAUUAAAUAAAUAUGCAUGUGUUGGACUUUUGUAUGAGCCAUGUUAAUUUGUGAAUAAUUAAUGUACUCCUUUUACUAAUAAAACUUCAAUUUGUUAUGGAAUUGAAAAUGUUAAUUCAUUGGCUUGUUCAAUUUAAGUUUUAGAAAAAUGUAAUUAUUAAAAAGCCAUAUUCAGUUGUUAUGGAGUACCUUUAAAAAUACCCUGUAAUUCAUUAGGAAUAAAUUAAGUUGCAUGUGGAUUAUAAGCAAAUUGUGUAUGGGAUCAUGAUACUACAUCCUGUUUGUAUAAGACUACUCCAAAUAUUAAUAUGUGUUUUUCAUUAAUAGAGGAUAGUUGUAUUUAAAAUCGUAGUUGUUAUUAUGAAAAUAAUUAAUGUAGAUUAAAGAGAUGUUUAGAUUUAAAUGAAGAAGAAUGUAUAAGUAUAGGAUCUUUAAAUAAUGAGAUUUGUUAUUUAGAUGUAUUUAAUAAAUGCUAGAUUGCAAAAGAAUGUGAGGAUAUUGUAUUACUUAAUGAAAAAUUAAAAUGUGAUACUAUCUACUUUAAUUAAUCUUCAUGUUAUCAAAUAAAUAAUAAUUGUGUUUCAUCAUAAGCACUUGAUAAGAUCUGUCCAUAAACAGAUUGUUCAAAAUCUUUUUGUGUUAAAGAUAAUCAUAUAUGUAGAGCUCCUAUUUGUUCUGAUUUUGAUUCAAAUAAUUGUCCCAAUAAUAAUUGUGCUUACAUGAAUGGAUAAUGUACAUAAAUUACUACAUGUUCUGAUAUUCAUGAACUCUAAAUAUGUAAUUUAAGUACUAUUAAUAAUCAAUAAUGCUCAUGGUAACCAUCAGCAUUAAGAGUUGGACCAUAUCAUUGUACAAAUAAACCCUGUUAGUAAGUUUAUUAAUUAUUAUUAUUAGUUUAUUUGGAUCAUCAUGGUAAUUUUGCUAAGGGAAUGAGAUGAAUGAUUAGACUUGUUUUGUUACAAAAUAUGCUUAAUGUGAAUCAUGUGAAGAAUAGAUAGAUCAAGCUACUUGUUUAGAAUAGAAACUUUGUACUUUUACCAAUAAUAAAUGUAAAUCAAUUUUGUGUAAGUAUUUUACUAAUGAACAAAUGUGUGUAGCUGCAUAAAGAUGUUAUUGGAGUUAAAUAGAUUAAGUUUGUAGAAAGAAUUGUGAAAAAAUAGUUGAAUAAGAAUAAUGUGAUAUCCUUGAUUAUGAAUGUACUUGGAAUCGAUUCAGUUAUAUAUGUGAAAAUGGGCCUUAAUAAAAUCCAGAUCUUAGUUACUUUAUAAAUGAAUCAGAUACUAGUGCCAGCAUCAUUAAAUUAGUUUUGAUCAUUUGUCUAUUUUAUUAUUGA
Messenger RNA from Paramecium pentaurelia, 7131 nucleotides. Lineage: Eukaryota; Ciliophora; Oligohymenophorea; Peniculida; Parameciidae. The record is from the annotation of a GenBank genome assembly.